Nerophis ophidion (straightnose pipefish) is the source of this 2658-nucleotide messenger RNA. Its product is annotated as major histocompatibility complex class I-related gene protein-like. Lineage: Eukaryota; Metazoa; Chordata; Actinopteri; Syngnathiformes; Syngnathidae. Gene Ontology annotation, cellular component: external side of plasma membrane. Gene Ontology annotation, biological process: immune response. The record is from RefSeq and is a predicted model, not a curated record. Bases 125 to 1204 code for a protein of 359 amino acids. The transcript is spliced from 7 exons.
GUUUCCGCCUUGGCGUCCAUUUCAUGUUUACUCGUCAAGCAAGUUGUCGUCGCCUUGCUUUUCUCUGAGGAUUAAAACUAGAAACUUUGUUUUUUUCUGGACUUCCGCACUUUUGUGACAUUUAAUGAUGAACUUGCUUUGCUUCUUCCUCCUAGUUGUACAAACACACAGCGUGACGCCUGUGAUUCACACGCUGCAGUAUUUCACCACCGCGUGCUCUCAAGUUCCAAACUUCCCAGAGUAUGUGGAGGUUGGUUAUGUUGAUGAAGUUGAGGUGAGUUACUAUGACAGCAACAUCAGGAAAGCAGAAUCCAAACAGGACUGGAUGAACAAAAUCACAGCAGAGGAUCCAAACUACUGGAAGAUACAAACAGAGAAGAAUGUUGUUGGUGAACAUGUCUACAAAGACAACAUUGAAAGACUUAAGAAGCGUUUCAACCAAACUGGAGGUGUUCACACUUUCCAGGUGAUGACAGGAUGUGAAUGGAAUGAUGAGACUGAUGAAGUUAAAGGUUGGAAGCAGUUCAGUUAUGAUGGAGAAGAUUUCAUAUCGUUGGACAUGAAGACAUGGACAUUUACUGCAGCAAAACAACAAGCUUUCCCCACCAAACUCAAGUGGGACCAGGACACACGUAGACUAGACUACUAUAAGUAUUAUUACACUGAGAUAUGUCCUUCUUACUUGAAGAAGUAUGUGGAGUAUGGGAAGAAGGUCCUAAUGAGAACAGAGCUUCCAAAGGUGUUCCUCCUCCAGAAGACGCCAUCCUCUCCGGUCAUCUGCAUGGCGACAGGUUUCUACCCCGACCGAGCCGACUUGUUUUGGAGGAAAGACGGCGAGCAGAUCUUCGAGGACGUGGAGCACGGAGAGCUGCUCCCCAACCACGACGGAACCUUCCAGUUGUCGGUGGAGCUGAAAGUGGAGGUGACGGCCGAGGUGGAGGGCAAGUACGAAUGUGUGUUCCAGCUGUCUGGCGUGAAGGAGGACCUGGUCACCAAGCUGGAGAGAAGAAGCAUCCUGAGCAACGCAAGCCAUGAAGGCAACGUGAGCGUCACUGCCACGCUGGCGGUCCUCGCUGUGGUGCUCCUCCUGGCGGCCCCCAUCAUCAUCAUCUUCAUCAUCAAGCGUCGCCCAAGCAGACAAGCCCAAUACCAUGCAGCUGCUGGUGACGGUGGUAACCAGCUCUCAGAGAGACGUGAAGGCUGAAGGCUGAGUGACACACAGCACAGUGAGGACUUUGCUUUUUCACGCACCUCCAAAUGUUCUUCUGACUUUGUGUGAAGAUGAUGUUCACUCUGCCACAUGCUAACAUCUGCACCUGCUUUUGUUGGGAAUGUGCUGAGUCAUCUUCUUCCUCCAGGAUGCUUUGUGCACUGGAACACAGAGAGAUGUCUCCAUCGCUGAGGGACCUCAUCACACUUGGACUUUUCUUUCACAUCUGCACUAAUUGCUCCUCGUCUUACACCAUGUCUUCUUUGGCUGUUUAUGGCUGACAAAACACCUUCAAUCUGCAUUUGUCAACAAUACUUUGUCAGAUGUUGAUCUUUGUGUCCAUGUAGUUGUGAUGUCAUCAUUUGGGGCUCAUGUGUCAUCACAUUGACAAGGAUUUCUUCUUUCCUUUUCAAACCAAUAGACAGCUGCUUAUCAGUGAAUAUCACCUUGUGUCACAUCUCAUCAUUAUUUUUAACAAUAUUUUGCAACAUUAGUACCAUUUUUAACUACUUCCGUAUGCUAAUAUUAAUUGUUUUUGAUGUAAUAUUUAAGAAUGAUGAUUAUGAGAACUGCUGUCCAGUUGUUAUAUCUUCUUUUCUGAUGACAUUAGUCUCAUUUGCAAUGCAGUUGCACUUCCAAGACCAUUAGAUGGCAGCACUCUAUAACUAUUUAUGCUAUGUUGUCCAACUAGAAAGUAGCUUUUUUUCAGGAAGUUAACUUUUUAGGUUGCGCCCUACAAAGUGCCAAUACUGUAAGAAUAGUUAUUACACAAAAUUGUAAAAUUCGAACUAUAAUCUUAGUUGUUUCCUUUACCAAAUUCCAAGGUGUUGAAAUCGCCAUGUAAAACCACUCAUGUAAGUAGUAGCCUGUCUUUGGUAAAUCCUAUGUAAAUUAGCAAUAAGCUAGCGCAUUUUGGAAGAGUGUCGCAUUACUUUAUGUUUGCGCUGUUUUUUUAUUAAGCACUGUGUUGGUGUUGAAAAUGGCAACAUGACUUUUAGGGAGUUUGGCUGAGUCCGGCCUGAGUGCUGCUUGAGUGAUUGUUUACCUGAGCCCGUGUUUAGUCUGAAAGCAGACAUGACGUCACAUGCAACAAAGGUAUCCAACUUGAUUUUACAUAAUUGAUAGUACUGAGGGAAUCGGGUCAUCACCUACAAAAGUACUGAAUUGGGUAGCCAACCUUACCAGUUAGUGUGACGGAGGGGGACAGUGACACAACAUUUUUAUGACAAAGCGUUGCAAAAUAUUUAUAUUUUUUGAAACAAUUUGCUGUUUUUUCCGUUCCUUUUUGCAUAAUCAUAUUUUUUCUUGAUUGCCAAACAUGCUGAGGAUGUCAUUUGGGAAGUAAACAAGGUAGGCCGUUCAUAUAGUCUUGAUAUUCAGUGUUUUAUGUGUACAAUGUUUCAUGUACAUUCUGGGGGUUUUAUUCAGUAAAAACUUGUCAAAUACAA